This is a messenger RNA of Scylla paramamosain (green mud crab), 2520 nucleotides long. Its product is annotated as sodium/potassium/calcium exchanger 1-like. The record is from RefSeq and is a predicted model, not a curated record. NCBI's taxonomy places the organism in Eukaryota, Metazoa, Arthropoda, Malacostraca, Decapoda, Portunidae. The transcript is spliced from 4 exons. The coding region runs from base 132 to 1589 and encodes 485 amino acids.
CAUACGUGCCCCGCUCCGUCACACACGAACGCACGCACACACACACUCGCCCCACCCGCACCACGCCUCCCUCUUAAGCCAGGAGGUGAGGGCGGCGAUCGCAGUGUUCAGCUCUCGCCACGCGCAGGACCAUGUGGGCUCUGCAAGUACUGUUGGUGGUGGCGCUCGGGUCAGUAUGGUCUCCGGAGAGUUGGGGACCGGGGGGAGUGCAGGCGGCGAACUGGGGUAGAAUAUCACCCAGCCGUUCUUACUCAGUCGUGUAUAAUAGUGGAGACUCCAAAUCCUACUCCUACUCCACGAACCAUGCCUCCUCCGGUGCCUAUGCUGCCGCCAUGGCCCCAGCACCAUCCGCCCCAGCAGUACAGCAGAGAGCAGCAGCAGCAUCCGCGACAAGGAGAGGUGGGAACCAUUUCCGUGACUACAGGACCUACCUGCCGGUGGAUUACACGCCCGAGGUCAAGAAAGCGAGGAAGUCAUUCUUCAACCUCUACAAUAAGCAGGCCAGGAUGGCCGCACUGGCACCAGAUGAUCCCGUUGAGACAGAAAAGGCCCCCUCACCCCCUGCCAAGCCAGCCACCGUCAGAGCCUCCCGCCCCGUAGCCAAGCCAGCUGUCACCCGUGGUUCUUCCAGAGGUACUUCAACUCCCGCCAAGACAAUGGUCGGGGGCUACGACUUCGAUAACUACGACUUCACUGACUACGAGGAGAAGGAAGAGGGUGAGGGUGAGGAGGAAGAAGAGGGUGAAGAAGAAGAAGGUGAGGAAGAAGAGGGUGAAGAGGGUGAGGAGGAAGAGGAAGAAGAGGAAGAAGAGGAAGAGGAGGAAGAGGAGGAAGAAGAAGAGGAAGAGGAAAAAGAGGAGGAGGAGGAAGAUGAGGAAGAAGAGGAAGAAGAUGAAGAAGAGGACGAGGAUGAAGAAGAGGAAGAUGAAGAUGAAGAGGAAGAAGAUGAGGAUGAGGAGGAAGAAGACGAAGAUGAAGAGGAAGAAGAUUCCGAAGAAGAGGAUGAGGAUGAGGAGGAAGAAGACUCUGACGAAGAGGAUGAAGACGAAGAAGAAGAGGAUUCUGAUGAGGAAGAUGAGGAUGAAGAGGAAGACUCUGACGAGGAGGACGAGGAUGAGGAAGAGGACUCCGAUGAGGAAGACGAAGAGGAUUCUGAUGAGGAAGACGAUUCUGAUGAGGAAGACUCUGAUGAAGAAGACUCCUCCUCCUCCUCCUCCUCAUCUGAAGAGGAUCCGUUCGGAGAGGAGGGCGACUCUUCUUCUUCUUCAUCUAGUGAGGAAGAUGAGGAAGGAGAGGACUCAUCAUCAUCGGAGGAAUCGGAGGAAGGUGGGGAAGGCGAGGACUCAUCAUCAUCAUCAUCUUCCUCAUCCUCGGAGGAAGACGAGGACGGUGGCCGCGGAGUGCUCGUGUGGGGACCUCGCGGCUGGACCAGGAGGAAGAGUCCAAGUGCAGCUACAGUGCCCUCCAGACUCAACCUGGUCGCCCCCAAGCCCGUCACCGAGACCCCCGAGGUGAUGCGCGCCAGAAAAAGGUUCUUCGAAAUCUACAAGAUCCAAGCGGAGCUCGCCCGCAACGCCCCCGACCACUGAUCUCGAUCUAUCGUCCUCCCCGUCCCCGCCGAGGUUAUCGUCACGCCAAACAUUCGCACCUGCUCCAGCUGACUCAAAGAUACAUCAUUCGCUCCAGCACAGCAUGAACACACAACAGCGGGACUUGCUUGUACUUUCGUCUCUCACCUGUAUUGAUACCUGCUCUCUUGCAGCGCCCUGUGUUUUUUUUUUUUCAAGAAAAUGUCUAAUCCUCUUUCAUGCUUGUCACACUGCAGUAGUUUGAACAGGCGAAAAUACGAAUUAUAUCCUUCUAAACACAUGGUAGCGCAUGGUAGCAGACCACGAGAGCGACGAGGCCGCGAAGAAAGCAGCGAGGCAUCAGGACGGACACCGCGACCCGAAUAGAAAUGCGAUACGAUUAUGUUUUCAGAGAACCAUAAAUACAGCCUAGAGGUGGAGAGCUCCGAUAGCCAGGCGAUGAUGGGGCUCAGAAAAGCCACUUCGGCUACUCCGCCAAGGUGCAAGAAGGCUUAGGGGGUCAUGGGUACUUAGUCAACUUGCCAACAGAAAGCCAUACCAGCUGGAUCUUAACAUUCAUAUAUUGGAAAGCAUCGGCGGACUGGAACUUACUCAACUAGUUCUUUAGAUCCUUCUAUACAUAAAUAGAUUCUAUUAUUUUAUAUAAAAGAAUUUAAUAUAAGUAGUGUAAAGGAGGCUCUUCGUGACGCUUCAUGUGAACGCCUCAGAGACUCGAAACACUGAACCAAAUAGUACGUAAGUCAAGAUGAAGGUCUGGAGUGCCAGUUCUCCUCUUUCACCUCUUUCUCCGCCCCCUUCAUCACCCCUCCCACUUCCUCUCCUCUUCCUGUUUGUUCCCCGCUGCGUCUCCAUGCCAGGCACACAGCGGGCAUCCUCGCAGCGGGAAACAUGACACGAGUCUGUAUAUCUCAAUAAAUCCUGUGCCAGACUA